AUGUCUGCGCCAUCGCCGCCAAAGCCCUGGGAGACGAGCAAUGGCGCGACGAGUGCCUCGGUUGGCCUCACUGGAUCGAAUAGCAGCACAGCACCCACCUCAACAGCCACAUCCUCGAGUGCGCCUCCACUACCAUCCGUACCAGACUCACUCAGCACCGUCGCGAACCGCAACGCGUCCAACUACUCGAGCAUGAACAACCGAUACGGCUCCCCCUACAGCAGCGGAUAUGGUGGAAUGAGCAGCUACAGCUCGCCCUACUCCAGCAUGGGGGGUGGCUACGGCUCCAUGUACGGUGGAAUGGGCGGUAUGGGUGGCAUGUAUGGCGGCAUGGGAGGUAUGGGCAUGGGCAUGGGCGGAAUGUACGGCGGUAUGGGAGGCAUGCAGGGCGACCCAAACAGCAGCCUCACGCAGUCCUUCAGCCAGAGCACAGCAGCGACUUUUCAGUUGAUUGAGAACAUUGUCGGCGCAUUCGGCGGCUUUGCCCAGAUGCUUCAGAGCACAUAUAUGGCGACACAUUCGUCAUUCUUCGCCAUGGUAUCUGUAGCAGAGCAGUUCGGAAACCUACGACAAACGCUUGGCUCGGUAUUGGGCAUCUACACAAUAAUGCGAUGGAUACGGACGGCAAUCGCAAAGCUCACCGGACGACCCCUACCAGCAGAUGCGACCGCCCUCACCCCCGCGAGUUUCGCAGCCUUCAACGGACGUAUGCCCGACGGCUCGCCAGCUCCCGCAAAGCCUUCCAAGAAGCCAUUUAUCGUUUUCAUGCUCGCCGUUUUCGGUCUCCCCUACCUAAUGGGCAAACUCAUCAAGGCGCUUGCGAGAUCACAAGAAGCCCAAGAGCAACAGAAGAUGCUAGAGAACCCGCAAGCAGGACAGCCCCUCGACCCCAACAAGCUCGAAUUCUGCCGCGCGCUCUACGACUUCACACCCAACGCCAACAUGCAUGCAAUGGACUUGUCGGUGAAGAAGGGAGACAUGGUUGCUGUGCUCAGCAAGAGCGAUCCCAUGGGCAACGCAUCAGAAUGGUGGAGGUGCAGAUCAAGAGACGGACGCAUGGGCUACCUUCCGGGCAUUUACCUCGAGCCUAUCCAGCGCAAGACACCCGCACAGAUUACUAGUGGAAGCCAGGCCGGAAGCCCAGCUGGUAGCAGAACACAGACAAUGACGAACAGCAGCGCCGCGAGCAGGACUGCCACCAUGACCGGAGCCCCAGCACCAGUACCAGAGAAGGUUGGUCCGAAGGUGGAUAGCAAGGCGGGCGAUAUGGGUGUUGAGAGUUUCCAGAAGGGCGCCUUUUACUCGUAG
Messenger RNA from Alternaria incomplexa, 1308 nucleotides. RefSeq lists its product as uncharacterized. The record is from RefSeq and is a predicted model, not a curated record. The transcript is spliced from 3 exons. Bases 1 to 1308 code for a protein of 435 amino acids. Gene Ontology annotation, biological process: protein import into peroxisome matrix, docking. NCBI's taxonomy places the organism in Eukaryota, Fungi, Ascomycota, Dothideomycetes, Pleosporales, Pleosporaceae. Gene Ontology annotation, molecular function: protein binding. Gene Ontology annotation, cellular component: peroxisomal membrane; peroxisome; peroxisomal importomer complex.